Messenger RNA from Sardina pilchardus (European sardine), 1067 nucleotides. RefSeq names its product prostaglandin D2 synthase a (gene ptgdsa). The record is from RefSeq and is a predicted model, not a curated record. The coding region runs from base 134 to 688 and encodes 184 amino acids. Lineage: Eukaryota; Metazoa; Chordata; Actinopteri; Clupeiformes; Clupeidae. The transcript is spliced from 7 exons. Gene Ontology annotation, molecular function: small molecule binding.
AAAAAGAAAUUGAUUUGCAGUGGACAGACAUUUCCAGACCCUUUUCAACAGUGGUAUCUAGAGCUUACAGUCCUCAAUAUCUCAAGCUCAAUAUCCUUCUCCCUGUCACUCAUUCACCCCUCUACCAGCAACAAUGAGGAUCGCCUUGGUUACCACCGCCAUGGCGAUGCUUCUUCUCCAGGAAGUCAAGGCAGACGUCCAACCACAGAAGAACUUUGACGUGCAAAAGUUUUCAGGGAAAUGGUACCGGGUGGGCCUGGCGUAUGAUUCUCCUGGCUUUGCUCCAUACAGAAGCAAGCUGACGAUCUCCAUGGGCAUGGUGGAUCCACAAUCCAAUGGAGAUGUCAACAUGACCAUGUGGUCCAUUAGCAGGUCCACUGGCUGUAAGAGCAGAGUCUACGUGUAUGAGAAGACUGAUACGCCUGGUGUGUUCUCCUACUUCAGUACGAGACACAAUAAGGUGAAGGACAUCACAGUGGUGGACACUAACUACACUGAGUAUGCUAUCGUCUUCAAAUUCAAGAAGAUGAACAGGGAGUACUCGCAAGUGUCUCUGUAUGGUCGUACCCAGAAGUUGAGGCCUGAGGUGAUUGACAAGUUCAAGACGUUCUCUCUGGCGCGUGGAUUCCCCAAAGAGUCUAUUCUCACCCCACCAGCAGCAGAAAACUGCCCACCCUCUGGAAACUAGAAAGUGGACAUCACAAUUUCACAUAAAGCUUUUCUUUUAGAAAGUGGACAUCAGCACCAUUCUCACUAGCCUGAAGCAUCAUCAUCAUCAUCAUCAUCAUCACCAUCUUCAUCAGCAGCAGCAUCCUCUUCCUCCUCACACCUUCACACAUCCACAUUGUUACCAUAGUCCUGCUGUCAGGUCCCAGUGCUGCAUCAGUAAUAUAUUGCUAUGGUACUGUACUGUACGUCCAUUAGGGUCUAACUGACCUCUGCCAUCUCUGUUGGUGCUGAGCCCUCUCUGCCCUGCGCACACACACAAACGGUACGCAUGUCUGUUCAGCUCGUACUGUGACAAACUAAACAAACUAAACAAAAUAAAUGGAUAUAUGUGAAACAUA